Trypanosoma cruzi is the source of this 1086-nucleotide messenger RNA. RefSeq lists its product as uncharacterized. The coding region runs from base 1 to 1086 and encodes 361 amino acids. NCBI's taxonomy places the organism in Eukaryota, Euglenozoa, Kinetoplastea, Trypanosomatida, Trypanosomatidae. The record is from RefSeq and is a predicted model, not a curated record. The transcript has a single exon.
AUGUAUCUGCAUAAAGGUUCACAGGUAGCAACAAUGCAGUCUACCGUGUCCCCCAUGACAAGCACCGAUAAGUUUCGGCGAGCUUACGAUAUGGGACUUCCUCCUGCUGUGAUUGAAAGGCAGACAAAAGUUUUAAACUACAGCAGCUCCACUGCUGCUGCGUUGGCAGGGCAGUUGGAAAACUGCGUCCGGUUGCUUCGCGGACACUGCGCGACACUGCACUAUUGCAAUGAAGAAAUUGAGGGUGCCUUGCUGACACUUGGUGUUGAUGUGACACAUUCUUUACUUUCUUCCAUUAGCGGUGUUAUUGAGGGCCUUGAAACCGUGGCGGGGACAUGCAAGGCGAUGUGUGAAAGCCACUUUGAGGAAGUUCGACAGCGGGAGGACCUUUUUGCUUCGUUAUGCAACAUGUAUGUCACCUUGAAGGAGCGAAAUGAGUUCACGGAACGGGAGUUGCGUAGUAUUGUUGCGGAGCGUGAUCGUCAAAAUGCCGCGUUUGACAGGGCGGUUGCAUAUGUAGAAACACUGAUUGCGGAAAGAGCAGUUUGGCACGAAAAGAACGGGUAUAAUUGUGUCGGCCUCCCGUUGGUGGAGAAGUUGUUUUCGGAAAGCUGUCAUGAGGCCCUCGAUGUGUUCGACAGGAUCGCACAGGAAACUCGCACUCCAGAUGGAAUGAGUUUGAAUUGCAUUCCUUCCAACACGGACACCCCUGGCAAACUUGUGAAAAGGUGGGAGACGAUUGAGGAUCUUCGGCAUGCGAACGGGAUGCCUUCCGCGCGGCUGCAGUACAUUCCGCCCAGAGAUGAAGUACUGCUUCUUCGUGAGGUGCUGGAAAUGGGCACGGGAAGUCGAGUGUUGCUGCGAGAUGUACGCGAGGAACGCAAUAAUCUUGAGGAGUGCAAGAAGAAAUUAUGUGAGCUCGGUGUCACGACCCUUGCCACCUUAAAACUCGCACGCGCGGAGUUAAAUGGGUUUAGGGAAUGGCUUACAGGCCUUGAACAACGCGGUCACCCGUUCAAUACCUUUUUUGAGACAUUUCGUGGUAUGAUAGUGGAUCUUGAAAGGAAGUUGGAGGCCAAUGAAUGA